AUGUUUUUUCUACUCCAUAAUGCCAAUACUUUCUUUUCAUCAGAAUAUGUUGGCAUUCUCGGGAUCAAACUAAUGCCACAUGAUCGCGAAACUACAGUAGAAAAUCAUAAAUUUACAAUAAUGGAUUCCAUAUUUUACAAUUGCUCAACAAAUGCGCAAUCAGAUCGCUCUGGUGGUGGAGCAAUUGCUAUUAAUAAGAAAGCUAUAUAUGGAGUGAUUGACAGAGUUGUUUUUGAUACUUGUUCUUCAACCGGUUACGGUGGCGCCAUAUGUUUAAAGUCUACAGACGGAUACUUUCAAAUAUGUUGUACUAUUGCUCUAAAAUGUGUAGCAAAAGAUACUCUUGGCAAUUUUAUAAAAUCAGAUGGGAAAAAUCAAAACUUCUUUAAUCUUUCGUCGAUUUCGAUGUGUGGUAACUCGAACUUUCCUACAGGAAGUGCUCCUGUGUCAUUUUCAGGACACAAUUUCGCUGGCCACAUAAACUCUUCGAUUAAUGACUGCUUUUCGAAAUCAGGAUCAGAAUUUUUAGGAAAUUCGAAUCUUACAAUGUGUUCUUUCAUUGAUAAUUCCGCUACAGAUGCUUCGUGUCUUUUAUUUAGUUAUUUUCUCGAAAUGAAAUUCGUAAAUAUCAUUAAGAAUUACCAAUUAAAUACCGAAAAGGGUAUGAUAGUACUUACGCCUAACGGAAAUUACCACAUUUUUAAUACAUAUAUCGCUGAAAAUAAAAAUGGAAAUACAUUUCAAUGUAAAGACGCAAAACUGCAAAUUGAAAGUUCUUUUAUUGAUGUAUUCACAUCCGAUGUACCAAUAGACUUUGUUCCUGAUCAAUCUCAAUCACAGCUAAAUAUAACUUUUUUCAUUGGAAAUUUAGACGCUGUUCUACGACCACGCCCCACAAGAACGCCAGCAUAUAGAAAGGGAUAUCAUAAUAAGAAUGAAUUGUUGAUCCAAUCCCAAAAAAGAAGAAAACAACUGAUGAUGUUCAUUUUACUCUCAAUUGUUGUAAUUUGCACAGGAAUUCUUGCAAUUAUAUCAACAGGAAACGAUGAUCUCCCUGAGGAAGAGCCAUUACUAUUAAAGAAAAAGAAAAAAGCAGCAUUAUCUCCAAUGAACGCUAUUGUUUAA
This is a messenger RNA of Trichomonas vaginalis G3, 1125 nucleotides long. RefSeq lists its product as uncharacterized. The record is from RefSeq and is a predicted model, not a curated record. The coding region runs from base 1 to 1125 and encodes 374 amino acids. The transcript has a single exon. NCBI's taxonomy places the organism in Eukaryota, Parabasalia, Trichomonadida, Trichomonadidae.